AUGCACAGGCACAUUAUUCCAAACUGUUUCUCCGUCUCGACCUCCUGCCGGCAACGCUCUUGCAACUCAUCUCGCCAGCCCAGCUCCACACCUGUUGCUCCGUCCACGCUCACAGCAGGCCCCGCCGCCACCCGCCGCAGCUGUCAUCCAAUCAAACGCAGCUCUGUUCUUCAGAUCAGACACGACUUCACCCUCCAGCACAAGAGAGGGAUGUUAUCUAAACGCAAUCCACAAAAUCAGAUCGAUUUCUGA
Knipowitschia caucasica is the source of this 252-nucleotide messenger RNA. The record is from the annotation of a GenBank genome assembly. Lineage: Eukaryota; Metazoa; Chordata; Actinopteri; Gobiiformes; Gobiidae.